This is a messenger RNA of Arachis stenosperma, 831 nucleotides long. RefSeq lists its product as uncharacterized. The transcript is spliced from 2 exons. Lineage: Eukaryota; Viridiplantae; Streptophyta; Magnoliopsida; Fabales; Fabaceae. The record is from RefSeq and is a predicted model, not a curated record. Bases 1 to 831 code for a protein of 276 amino acids.
AUGCCGUCCCAGCGUUGUGAGGGACGUGCCGAUGAAGAUCACCAUGGAAACGGCACCUGUUUGCCGGUCAUGAAUGUGAUGGCCCCUCGUCCCGACGAAAAGGUUUCAAUGGAGCGGUUGUCUGCUGCGAUUGAACUACCCCGUGACGUUUGGUUGGCCAUAGCCAUUAAAGUCGCUGUAAACUCCAUUGAGGACCUGUGCAUGUUCCGUAUGACGUGUUGCGCUGCGCGCGAUGCUGGCGAAGAGGAUGCUGUGCUCAGGAUGGUUUCGAUACCACCCCAGCAUGACAUGAAGUGGUGGUGGACACGCGACCCCACAUCGAAAAGAUUUUUCGAGAGGUGUUUUGAGGCUGGUCACCCGGAGCUGCUGUUUCGGGAGGCGCUGCGGGAGCUCUACAUUCAGCGUAACGACACCAUCGGAUGGGAAAUGCUGCAGAAUACGACAAGCAAUGGAUUGGACACUGCCAAGUACGCACUUCCAAUGGAGUUGCUAAUCCGAAGGGACGACGACGACGACAAAAAGAAUGGCUUGGAACUAUUUCGCGCCCUGGAGGCUGAUGAUUUACUCCCCGUGUGUUACUCGAGUUGCUUUGCAAUUCUCACAAUUGCUUGGCCGGAGGAAGUCCAAAUGCCAAAAAAGGGAGAUGAUCAUAUGGUGUGCGACUCGGCAAGAUGCUUGACCCAAGGCCACAUGGGUCUUCUGUAUGACUACUGCCGAAAGGCUGCAGCGCGGGGCUCCAUCCACGUUGUCGGGGGCGCGAACCAUAUUCCGUGUAUCCGCUGUCGCGCCGACUACGAGGUGGAACGAUACUUAGAUAUACACAAGUUUUAA